Drosophila virilis is the source of this 3739-nucleotide messenger RNA. RefSeq names its product WASH complex subunit strump (gene Strump). Gene Ontology annotation, cellular component: WASH complex; endosome. The record is from RefSeq and is a predicted model, not a curated record. Gene Ontology annotation, biological process: regulation of actin nucleation; actin filament polymerization; endosome fission. NCBI's taxonomy places the organism in Eukaryota, Metazoa, Arthropoda, Insecta, Diptera, Drosophilidae.
UCAUACAGAUUAAAGCAAUACUGGUUACAAAUGAAGGUGCCAACUCCCACUAGUUCCAGGCACUAGCUCCUCUCUAGCUUGAGGGCGCAAAUAUUAAUCAGCUGUUGCGAUGCGUUUGCGUUGUUUUUGCAAAAAUGAGUGAAUUUCUUUCGGAAAAUAAUGCUUGCGGCCAAAAUCUACUCAAUAUUGUGUCUGUGGGCAAUUCCAUAAUUGCCGAAAUACUGCGCCUAAAGGAAUACGUGCCCAGUAUUUAUCGACUGGAAACCGCGGCGGACAGGCAAAAAUAUGGGGAAAUUAUAUUGGACUUUAGCUAUUUCAAAGUGGCCGAGGCGCACGAAAAGAAGAUUGAGGAGAGCGCAGAACUAAGCGACUUGGACUUGGAAACACGCACAAAUCACCUGCAGCUGAUCACACGCUUCUACCUGGCCUUCCAGAGCGUCCAUCACUAUGCGACAGAUCUGAAACAGUACAUCGAGGAGCUGAACACGGGCUACUACAUACAACAAACGCUGGAAACAGUGCUGCUGGAUGAGGAGGGCAAACAGUUGCUGUGCGAAUCACUCUAUUUGUAUGGCGUCAUUUUGCUCGUCCUGGAUUUGCAUAUACCUGGCGAUGUGCGGGAGCGCCUUCUGAUUGCCUACUAUCGCUACAGUGGGGGCGAUGCCACGCCCAGCGGUGAUGAGAGCAACAUACAUGAUGUCUGCCUGCUGUUGCGCUCCACGGGCUUUGUGCAGCCGGCGCAGAAUCAGGCGCUGCUCGCAUCCAACAAACAGCCUGCGCCUGUGCCCAAAUAUCCGGAGGCGUAUUUUGCGCGCUUUCAGUUCGAUGCGAACUUCAUAGAUUUGGUUUUGGGUCGACUGCGCUGCGAUGACAUCUACAACCAGCUGGCCAUCUAUCCGCAUCCGAUGCAUCGCACCACAGCGCUGUCCACCCAGGCUGUGAUGCUCUACGUAUGCCUUUACUUUUCGCCUCAAGUGCUGCACACGCAGGGCGCCCAAAUGCGCGAGAUUGUGGACAAGUUCUUCAGCGACAACUGGACGCUGUCCAUUUACAUGGGCAUCACUGUAAACUUAAUUGAUGCCUGGUCGUGCUUCAAGGCCGCCAGCGCAGCUGUGGCCAAUGUGGUCACGCCCGCGGCUCUGAAGACCCUUUGCCAGCAGCAGCGGGAUCAGAUGCUGAAAACGCUACAGAAAACCCAGGAGAUAGUGCGCGAGGGCGUCCUCGACGAUGCCUUUGUGCUGGAGCAUGCCAAUCAGAUAAUUGUGCUGAUGCGACAGGCCAAUGUCCUGCUGCGCUGGUAUUGCCUGCACACCAGCCCCGCCGUCCUCAAUAUGUCCGGUCAGGCGGCGUCGGUGGCGCAAGUGCAUCAAAUUUUGCGCACAGAACUGAAGUUUGAGCCGGGCAUGUUGUACCAUCUGCUGCUCAAUUGCGGCCAGCUGGAGCUGACCGUCAGAGAGCUGUUGGGCGAGAUCCGAAAGGAUCGGGAACAGCGCUGGACCCACAAUCGUGACGAGGCAAUGCAGUAUCUGCGCGAGCUGAGCGAAGCGUUUGCGGGCACACGUCCCCUGACCAAGAUCGAAGCGAAUUCCCAUCUGCAGCAAUGGUUUGGUCAGGUUGCGCAACGUUUGCAAAAACUGGAGUUGGCUAAGCCACAAAAGUCGGGGCGACUCAUCAUACAGGUGAUGCAGGCACUGGACGAGGUACAGGAAUAUCACAAUCUGCAUGCCAAUAUGCUGGUCAAACAGCAGCUGCAGGAGACGCGCGAUCUGCUGAAUCGCAUGGCGCAGUUGAUCAACCUAAAGGAAGACAUUGAGAUCCACAUCCAGAUGAUCAGCGACUUUAGCUACGCCUGGCAGCUGUUGCAGCGAGACUUCACACUCAUCAUGCAGGAUCAUAUCAAGCGCCAGCCACAGGCUGUAAUUUGCAUACGUGCGGUGUUCCUGAAGCUGGCCAGCACGCUGGAGGUGCCGCUGAUGCGUAUUAACCAGGCCAAAAGUGAGGAUCUGGUCUCUGUGUCCAACUACUACAGCACGGAGCUGGCGAACUUUUUGCGACGCGUGCUGCAAAUUGUGCCCGAGACAAUGUUCAGCAUUCUGGCGAGGAUUAUACAGCUGCUGACGAAUGUCAUCAAGGAGUUUCCCACACGCCUCGAAAAGGAUAAGCUGCGCGAAUUUGCACAGUUCGAGGAGCGCGCCAAGGUGGCCCAAUUGACCAAUUCCAUUGCGGUAUUUACCAAGGGCAUACUCAUGAUGAAGAAGACUUUGGUGGGCGUCAUCGAGCUGGAUCCCAAACAGCUGCUGGAAGAUGGCAUACGCAAGGAGCUGGUGAAUCACUUGGCCAAUGCGUACAAUCUUGGCCUGAUUUUUACGCCAGAGAAGGGCAAGACGUGCGUGCAGCUGCUGCAAGAGAAACUCCAGGCGCUGGCCAAGACCAUCGAGGGCUAUCGCCGAUCCUUCGAGUAUAUUGAAGACUAUUUGCGCGUGCAGGGCCUACGCAUAUUGCUGGAGGAAUCGCAGCGCAUCAUCAACUACAACGUGGAGAAGGAAUGCAAUUGCUUUCUGCGCAACAAGGUGCAGGAGUGGCAAUCCCGUUUCCAGUCCCAGACCAUACCCAUACCCAACUUCCAGCCGCUGCAGGGUGACAGCAGCAAGUCCAACAAUUUUAUAGGACGUCUCGCGCGCGAAAUCUUGCGCUGCACGGAACCCAAACAGACCAUCUAUCUGGACCUGAAGUGCACCUGGUAUGACAAACGUGCGCCGCAUGCGGAGCUACUCGCCGGCUCCGGCUUCUUCAGCGUGUUGCGCGAGGCCAUGGCGCCGGCGGGCAUGGUGGGCCUGGAGCGGCUCUAUGCGCACAUGCUGGCCGAUGAACUAAAAAGUAAUUUGGACAGGCUGCAAAAGAAUCUAAGCUCGGAUCGCAUGUGGUGCGAUGCGUUGAGCAGUCUGACCAAGGAGCUGGAGUCGCGCGAUUUUCCCGGCGACCUGGCCAAACAGCCGCUCAAGUAUUAUCAGGGCUAUACGCAGCGCUGGCUGAAGGUGUGGCCCACGCUCCUGGACUGGGUGCUCGCGCUGGGGCACAAGCAGCUGUUGCGCCAGCAAAUUGCCAGCGAGCUGAGCUUCAGCAGCAAAUGCGAUGCCAAGCUGCUGGAGAAUACAACGGAUACGCUGAAUCGCGCCCUUUUGCUGGAGCUCUCCUGCAAUACGAAGCUGUGCGAUGAACAGGGCGUGGGCAUGCUAACCGAGCUGCGGGAGAUACUCCAGUAUACGGGCAACUACGAGCCGCUGGAGCAGAUCUUUGUGACCACCAAAAAUACGCACAAUAUGUCGCUGUUCUUGUUCCUAUUCAGCAUUGCCCAUGUCGGUCGUUUACAGCAUUCCAUAAACACGGACUCUUUGCUGCCCAAGUCCGCCAAAGAUUGCAUCGAUUGUGUGCCCUUAAUUAUGGGCCUGCUCACCGUGCUGCAACAGUUCCACAAGAACGUCAAGAUGCUCUACAUCUCCUACAUGUGCCAGUAUGUUGUGACCGUGGCCGAGGCGCAGCUACUCGACAAGGAGCAGCUCGGUCCUGAGGUGGUCACCAUGCUGCACUUUCUGCAGGCCUUUGUGCGCAUGGCCAACUUGCCGCUUGGCGUCCUGGAGCAGCGCAUACCCAAUAUUAUUUUAAGCGAGUUUGACUAUUUGGCAACGCCCGUCAAGUGAAAGCGCGUGAUUUCAAAGUAAAACUUUGUAGGCUGUAAAAA